Molecule: messenger RNA, 1841 nt
Organism: Dacryopinax primogenitus
Lineage: Eukaryota; Fungi; Basidiomycota; Dacrymycetes; Dacrymycetales; Dacrymycetaceae
Exons: 1
Coding region: 35-1741 (568 amino acids)
Source: RefSeq, a predicted model, not a curated record
CUACCGCCAGCCUGGACAUAUGCGCCCUAAUCAUAUGGCCGAAUGGCGCAACAUACCGGACGAUAAGAAGGCGGCGAAAUAUUUUUGGCUUGCGCAUGAGGCAUUUUCGUUGGAUGCCAGUUGGAAGCUGGCAGAAAUGCUUAUUCUGAACCGGACGGAGGCGCGUGGGCCUUUCGCAGAGGAGGAUCUCACAAUUCCAGGGUCGAAUCCCAGGCUGGGGAGACUACGCACCGCUAUAGCUCUUAUUGGUUGGAUCGUACACCGCGAUCACAUCAUCCAGCCGCAUACUCGGCGACCGGAUGCAAUGGAAAUGCGCGCCUCGCCUCUCAUGCAGCCUGAUUCCAUCAUGUUCGAACAUGCAUACACUUUCCGCUCUCCAACCAAAUCUAGUUUGGCCGGGACUGCAAAGAAAGUACGCACCCCUACCAACGUAGAGGAUGCGCUUUGGCAGGAGAGGGAGGAGUAUAUUAGAAAGGCAAUGGAAGAGGCGAUCGCGAUGCUACCGGAGCAUUUGCGGCCAAGGUCAGGGAAAGAAACACUCCGAGAGAAAAGGUCCGAUAAGGACGACAAGGUUUCGGUAGAUCUUGUAGACCAGAAGGCGGGGAACGAUCGAGAAUGGACCGAGGCGAGCUCACAGGAAGAGGAUGACUGGGACAUGUCCAUUCCAGCUGGCUCCCCUCCUGUUCCCGAGCACCUACGGCCACGGGAAGAAAGGCUGGACACUAAGUCUGUCGACGUAUUCGAAGAUGAGGAAUCCUUGGCACAUCCCUUCUUUGCCCCGCAACACGAGUACAUCUACACAGGUUCAACAUCCGAGGACAUCGGCACCGGUUCGCCAGCGCUACCCGACCUGCAGUGGUACAAGCGCACGACGGUGUAUUUCUUACGGAACACAAGACUCAACUUUCUCAUCCCAAUGCUCCGUGUCGCAAGAGACCUGUUGAAAGAGGUUGAGGCUGGCGGCGCAGGAUUGCUCGAAAACGAAGACAAGGCGAUCUGGGUGGACGACCUGAACCGGCAUCGGAUUGGAGACAGGAGGGAGAAGCUGGCCCGAAAGGCGAAGACGAAGAAGUUGUACGAAGAGAAUAUGAAGAAACGGAGAGAGAAGGCAGAGCGAACCAUAAACCAAGAUACGGCUAAGGAGCGAAAGAAGGGAAUGACAAAUGCAGAAGAGGUAGUGAUGGAAGAUUUUUGGGCGCAGCUGAAGGCCGUGCGUGCUGGUGUGAGUCUGAAGGAUACACCAGCGACUCAAACCACUAUGGAGCCUAAUAUUUCCGACAAAAGUAAUGCACCGCAGUCUUGGUGGACCGAUUCGAGCAAGGCUGCCGCUCUGCAGAACAUUCCUUCUACCUUGACGAGCAGCGAGCGGGCAAAGAUCUCCCAAGACUUCGCCUUGUCCCAGGAUGAGUUGCGAGACAAGGACAGGCAAGGGGUCAGCCUUCGUUCCCUGCAGAUCGCCUUUGAGAAUUCGCACUCCGAGAAUGCUGACGGGGAACAAGUUACAACCUCGCAGACAUCUGCCGGCAGGGAUGGGUCUGCCCUUCUUCGGUGGGCUGCUCAGCAGCGUGAGACCAUCAGUGGCCAGCAGGAGGAUACGGAAACCCCGCCCUUGACUGGAGAGACGAAAGCUCCGGAGCCGCAAGGGAGAGGCGAGGACAGCGGGUGGUUCGAUGUUGCAGCCCCGGUGGAUAAUUGGCCUGAUGGGCGGACGAAGGGGAAUGAAGGAAGUUCAGAGAAGUGAGGGUGGCCACUGGAGAGAGGGCGCAAUGUAUAGUAGUUUCAGCACCGCUUAUGAAAGCGUGCACUUGCCCGGGAUGCGGUGUUGAUAUAAGAAGCAUACG